UUUUCCAAAAAAAUCAAGGUCACCGAAUAAAAUUGGCCCCACGACCCCGUUGGAACCGUGAUUCGCUUAAAUUUUCUUCGAAAAAUGGCCCCUAAACGAUCCUUCUACCGUGUCGGUGAUGCCGUUUGUGACGAGCUGCUUGGAUUGCUGGAAAUGUUCGCCAACAAAACGCUGGCAAAGCAGGACAAGUUCCGGCUCGGUGUGUCCGGCGGUUCACUGGCGGAUAUUCUCUGCGAGGGCAUGUCCGAUUUGCGGUCCGAUUUCAGUAAAUGGGAAAUCUUCUUCUGCGACGAACGCAUCGUACCGGCGACGGAUAAGGAGUCGACGUGGGGUAUCUUCAAGCGUGAUCUGGUGGAGCGAUUCGACAACGUUCCGGAGAGUGCCUUCUUUCCGGUCAAUUGCACGCUGGACGUCACAGAGGCAGCCCUCGAUUAUGAGCGUACGAUACGGAAAGCGUUCGGAUUGGCCGAAUCGUCGAAAGAGGUGCCGUCCUUUGAUCUACUGAUUCUCGGCAUCGGACCGGAUGGCCAUACGGCAUCGCUCUUUCCCGGGCAUCCGCUGCUGAGCGAGAAGAAAAAGCUGAUCGCACCGAUCGCCGACUCACCGAAGCCACCACCGAAGCGUGUCACCAUGACACUGCCCUUGAUCAACAACGCCAAGGCGUGUCUGUUCGGUGCGCAAGGCGGCGGAAAGGCGGAAAUCUUGAAGAAAAUCAUCGUCGACCGAGACCAAUCGCUACCGGCCUCACUCGUAGAACCGGCCAACGGGGAGCUUAUCUUCGUAGCUUGCGAUGCAGCGGCAGCCCUUAUCGAGGGCGAUCCCUUCCGGGGGUGCUAAACACACCCGUGCGUCUUCCGUGUUAUCGAGAGAGUUUGUUUCUGUAUCGCUAUCACAUCGGUGCCUUCGAGGGGGUUUUGAGGGGGUCGUGCAGCACAAACAGGGAGGAGCAACCAUAACAUUCACACGCUAGACUGUGGCAUUUGUCCUACGAACUGCUGACUGGCAGCAUGUUUUAUUUAAUAUUAACCUUCGUACAAUAAAUUAAAAGCAAUGGGUCUAACCGUAA
Molecule: messenger RNA, 1066 nt
Organism: Anopheles aquasalis
Lineage: Eukaryota; Metazoa; Arthropoda; Insecta; Diptera; Culicidae
Gene: Pgls
Product: 6-phosphogluconolactonase
Biological process (GO): carbohydrate metabolic process; pentose-phosphate shunt
Molecular function (GO): 6-phosphogluconolactonase activity
Source: RefSeq, a predicted model, not a curated record